AUGAUAUACUACGACUCGGCGCCCUUAUGGGGAGUGCUCAUGCGUUGGCACGGGUCCGCAUUGAACGGCCAAGCUCCGCUGCGUGCUUUGUUCAUGACAACGAUCGCGCUGACUGUUGCGGUCGUGAAUCGCUACUACCCGUUUGUGGUUUCCACGCGCACAUCCACGGCGUUCACGGAUUCCCUGACAGUGUUCAAUACGUUCCUUGGACUCAUCAUUUCCUUCCGCAUGAACUCUGCAUUCAACCAGUGGCGCGCCGGCGUUGUGGCCGUAGGGGCUCUUGCCGAAGCUGCUCGUGAUAUCGUGAGCUCUGGCUGUGCAUACGUUAGCACGACGAUCAAGGAGGAACUUACUGCUGCAGCCGAAGCAGCGGAGAGUGGCGCGGACACGUCAAAGAUGGCGAGUUCAUCCCAUAACCCUCGGUCUCCUAUCCAUUCGAACGUACCGACGACUAUCCCUCAAGACAUUCUUGAAAAGUGUACAUUCUUCACCGAGCUGCGCAGACUCGUGUUCCUGUACAUUGCGAUUGUGUUUCACGAUUGUCGGGGGUUGAAUGAGAUCGAGAAGCUCAAGGAAUCAGGUGUGCUGACCAACACCGAGUACGAUGAGCUCUGUGCAUGUGGCUCAGAACACACGCGACAAGUCGAGGACAAGGAGUCGUACGGGGCAGUUGUUGGUCGUACACCGCACAAACUGCGCGCCGCCAUUACCGAGCUCUGGCUCAAGAGACUCGUGCAAGUUGCUACGAAUCGAGGCCAUUUGACGCUACAAAACUCAAACAACUUGCAGAUCAAGUUAGCGCGACUGCCGAAUCUGUACACGACAGUGUUCAAUAUCGCCAACGUGCCCAUCCCGUUCAACUACAUGCAGUACCUUCAGUUUCUGCUCAGCGCGUACAUGCUGCUCUACACCUUUGUGAUCGUGCCAAGGUCUGGGUUGUACACUCCGCUGUGGGUCUUCUUGUGGGGCACGUUUCUCUUCAUGGCAGACGAAGUUGCCAUGGAGAUUGAAUGUCCGUUCGGACUGGACGCAAAUGAUAUCGACUUGGAAUCCCGGUUGCUCCAGAUCGAAGAAGAGCUCACAGUGCUUCUUCGGAGUCAAUACUACUUCCUUUCGGGAGGCUCCAGUCUAACGCGUCUGCCAGGGAUCACAAUUCAUGACGAGCGACAAUCGUCGGGCACGCUGAAGUCCGCGUCGCUUCCAAGUGGCUUUUCGUUCCACCAGGGCCGAAUUUCUCCAUCGCAUCGAGCGAUGAUGCAACAGGAUUCGCUGCCCGAGAUCGACGAGUUCUCGAACCUGAUCAAGUUUCCGAGUGGGCUCGGCAGUGACAAAAGGAGCGACUACGGGUCGGUACCCUAG
Hyaloperonospora brassicae is the source of this 1359-nucleotide messenger RNA. The record is from the annotation of a GenBank genome assembly. Lineage: Eukaryota; Oomycota; Peronosporomycetes; Peronosporales; Peronosporaceae.